UAGCCUAAAAAGCUAGUUUCAAACUUUAUCAAAUAUCUGUGUCUCUGAUAAAGGUUUGGUUUGAAUAUGUUGGUACUACUUUCAUUCUGGCUGCAUCUCUUAUGCUUGUGCUGUUGCACAGGGGUUAAGCAUCAGACUCCUGGUUCAAAGGUUGUUGGUUUGACAUCAGUCUCCACAAUGCCAUACUUAGUUGCAAGUACUGGUUAGAUACCAAGGAAGCAGUCAUGGAGCAUAGUGUGGAAACUUUCUUUACACUCUGUGCAGUAUAAUUCAGUCAGUGAGGAGCUAUCCUCAGCGUUUACCGCAGUAUUGUUAUGAGCUAAAAGUGAAGACAUGCCACGAUGCAUAAAGUUGAUCUAUACAAAUAUGUUCAUUAAGAUCAUGAGGAAAGCAAAGCCAAAACUUGGAAUUAUGAAGUUGUCAGACAUUUGUUAAAAUGAUGUGAGAUCUUUGGCACUGCAGAAAUCACAAACCAGGCUGACUGACACAAAUAACUGACUAGAGAUAAAAUAUGGCAUUUCUAGGUGGCUAUAGCGAGGACUUUGAUUUAGAUGAUGAUGGAAUUUUACGAGAUUCUGUGGAAUCAGGGGGACACUGGAUGGAUUGUAUUAUAGAUAAUAAAACUGGUGGUAUUCUCAUCGAUGAUGAUGGUAUAGUACGGGACGACUUUGAUAUUCUCAGCAAACACGGAAGCUCCACCCACUGGACUGAUUCUGGUCUGGGGGGAGAUAAACAGUCCAGCACCCCAUCAACAUUACGACAGUUAGACCUUCAGUCGUAUGAUUUCGAAGAUGUUUCACGCAAUUUUGAUGAAAGUAAUAUAAAUAUUAGUGACCUUGAAGCAUCAAAAGAUGAUCUUAGUUUUGAUAAUGAUUUUGGGGAUACAGAGGAUAGGUCUCGUGGUAGAAUAACGCCAAAAGGAAACAGAAGUGGCCUUAGUAGUAGAAGUAGCUUUGAUCAUUCAUUGAAUUACGAUGAAACUUUUGAUGGGGAUGAUCAAAAAGGAGACAAUCAGAAGCAGGAUUUAUUUGGUGAGGAGUAUUAUCGUCAGUUGCAAGAAUUAGGGGUACUUGUUGAUGAGGAUGAUUUUGCUAAUCCUAGAGAUUCAUUGCAAGAGUUUGAAAAUCUAGAAACACAUUAUUCUCGGGAUUAUGAUGGUGAUGGUGCAGCGAGAGAUGAGAUUGAGGAAUUCUUACGUCAAGACGGACCUGAUGCCACACGUGAAUCUAUGGACAUUGAGUUACCUGAUCAAGGUGUGAGAAAUUCAGAACGGAAAUUAUAUGAGAGUCAUGGUUUUGAUUCUUUUGAUCAGCGCCAGUUUGAAAUAAAUGAGGGUAAGCGUACAAGACCAAAUACAGCAAGUUCGACUCGGACAAUAAGUAGUCGAUCUUUUCCUGAAAUAUCUCCAGAGGAAGCUCUUGAACUUUACACUGAAAGAAUUCAGUCUUUGGACCAUGACAAUGAUAGUAUUCGAUUUGAACAAUCUCAGAGUCAGAGAACUGAUCAAAGUGAUGAUGAUGAGGAAAAUGAUGAUGAAAUAUUCUUUGUUACAAGUCAAGAAAAUGACGGAGACAGUCCAAAACCGGCUAAAAUGCCAGCAUAUGAUAUUGAAAAUAAACCUUCAUUGACACCACAAAGGAAAAAUAAGAAACAAUCAGGACAAUUAAGUGAUGAUAGUAGGUCAGUUACUCCUCAAGGUCAUAGUCAAGACUAUGAUGAUGAAUCAGAUAGAAGUAGGUCAGUUACACCUCAAGCCAAAGAAUUAAAUCAAGAUAAUAAUGGUUAUCAGAGCAAUGAUGAAAGAUUUGACUCUCUAACACAAGUUACGCGACUUGAUUCUCGUAAUAAAACACAAAGUGAAAGUGACACUUUUAGACCUGAUUCUGCUCUCAGUGAACUUUCUUCUGCCGCUUCGGAAAGUAGGUCAGUAAGACCAAAAACUAGUAAAUCGCAAGGGAAACCACCAAUGCAACAGAAAGGAGGUAUGUCUCAUGCAAGGUCACAAGAAAGCUUUUUUGAUCAUGAAACAGGAAGUUUUAAGAAAUUGGAAAAAGGUCCGAAAAGAUUGUUGCCAAAGCCAAGUCCCAUUGAAGAAAAUCAGCCUCUUAAAGUCAAAAGUAAAAGUGCUACUAACCUGAAUGCCAUGGGUCCAGUAAAACCUACCCACAUGACACUGUCGGAAAUUCGUAAUAUCAAUAUCGAUGAUCCGAUCAUAGACUUACAAGACAUUGAUAAAAGCGAACCAAAGAGCAAUGCUUCAGAUGUUCCAAAAGGAGAAUUAACUCAAAAAUUAAAACAGGAAUCAAACAAACGACAGCAGGCCACACAGCUUGUGAGGCAGCUACAGUCUGACUAUGAUAAACUCUUAUCAAAAUAUGCAUUAGCCGAGUUGACAAUUGAUCAAAUGAGAUUGGGUGCUAAAAUUUCAAUUCAUGCGAACUCUCCAACACCGAGUCAGGCUACAAGUGGUUCCUUGCAAUCAGCACAGCAUUUACAUAUGUUACAGUUGGCAGGUGGUCAUCGGGGAUCUUUGACAUCUGCCUCACCAUCUGUGGCAACACCAAAUGUAUUCUUUCCAGAGAGUCAACCACAGGAUGGAUCUGAGAGUAGAAUGCCACAGCAUCGAGGCACUUCGCCAGCCUUGCUACCCAGGUCAGACUCCACCAACAGUAUGGAUUCUACCAGCACGCCCAGGGGUGAUGUUGAGGAACCAGGAGGUAUUGCAAAUGAUGCAGAGAAAGUCAAACUAGGCCUCAUGUUCCAGACCAGAAAUCUAGAUGAAAGGAUGCAAUCAUUCCAGACAUUACUUGCUAAUGAUGAAAAUCAGCUGACAGUCGAAGAACAAGAGAGUGUGUUUGAUAAAAUACGUACCGAUCAUGAGAAACUUCGUAGAGAUUAUUUACAAUCCAAAGAAGACUAUAAUGUAUUACGGCGAUCAACAGCAACAGGGUUAGAUGUGGCAUUUGACCAGGAAAAAGAAUUAGAGGGAGAAUUGUUUAAACUUGGGAUGAAAUUUGAUGAAAUUCAUGAAAAAGUUGAAGAAAAUUUAAAAGAAAAAUCUGCUAAAAGACAGCCAUUUCAGAAAAAACAUCAGGAAAGUGGUGACUCGACACUUGAAAAUUCCAUGGAUGUUGAUCCAUCAACGGAAAAUAUAAAAAAGAAAAUGGAAGGUAUAAGUGCAGGGAAUGACCUUCUUGAACCUAAACGUGAUUCAGAGUUUGAUAAAAAGUUAGAACACUUACAUGAGGAAUAUAAUGCUUUAAUGGAUAGAUAUAGGAGGUUAAAACAGAUGGCAAAAACACCAGAACGGGAAAAGGAAAUAGAUAAUUUAGUUAAGAAACUUCGAAAGAUUUGUAAAGAGGAACCAGAUAUUUUUAAACUGCCAUCAGAUCUUCAACCAGGAUAUGACACACCAAGUUCUCAGAAAGCAAUAAAAUCUGAGACAGUACAUACACAGCAAACAUUGGGAACAAGGCCAAAAUCUUCAGAAAACUUUGACACCUCAGAAUCCAUUAAACCACCCUCACCAGAGAAACGUAAACUUCCUCAACCAAAGCUAGACAAAUCUCCGGCCAAAUCUUACGAGAUUCUGACGGCUUCCGAAACAUGGAGUCUUGCUGAGAGCAUUGAUAGAUGGGCACAAAGUAAAGAGGCCCAUGAAGAGAGGCGACGAAUGUCAAAGUCACAAGAUAAUCUGAACUCAUCCAUGGCCUCAAACAGAUCUUACCGCAGUGAAGAUAGAGAUGGUGACAGUCGCUAUGACGAUCUGGAUUCUGGUCUACAAAACAAACAUCGCAGUGGUAGUUAUAGUAGCUUGUCCAGUAGAGGGCGCCACACACCAGACUUCUCGUCACAUGAUCGGGGAUCCCCAGUACCUAGUCUUCCACGUCCUCAACGACAUGACUAUCCUGACAGAGAACGGAGGGAUAGACGAGAACUGAAAAAGAGUGUAGAGUCGUUACGAGCAAGUACAACAAGUCUUGCUACAGACAGUGGUAUAGACUCAGUUCACACCCCAAAGUCUAGAAUGAAGAAGCCCGAGGGCGGAAGCACAACUAGUCUGCAGGAUAGUGGGAUCUCGGAACAUGAGGGUGGGGCUACAGGGGGACAUUCUGGCCCAAGUAGCCCCCUGUCAAAGUUACCAGGUCCAGGGAAGUUUAAACAGAUGACUGGUCGCCGAGAACUGGAUACAGACAGUGGCUUCAUUGGUUCUAUGGUGGGGUCAGAGGUCAGUGCUGGCAACCUGUCUUCACGGAGACAACCACCACAGUCACCUCUAAGGUUACGACACCCUGGAGAAAUGCCAAAUCAAAGUUUGAGGAGGUUGGGACUGUAUAGUUUUAGUUCAGAUUUUAAGUGGCCAAGUUCCCGCCAAAGCAAUAGAUCAGAAGACAGUGCAAGGGCAACAACGCCAAGAUCAGCCAGGUCUGUAGCAUCAUCCAGGUCCUCUAGACGCACACCUACCAAAGCUUUCCCACUCCCAGAGACCAAGCAGACGGAAAAUGAGGCACGAGCUAAAACACCUAGCAAAGAGGAACGGAAAACUCCUUCAAGAUCAGACAGUAGAACAAAAACCAGGGAACAGCAGCUUCAGACAUCUGGUAGAUCACGAGACUUUACGGAUGACAGCUACACUUCGGUAACAGAAAGCGAGAUGAGUUUUGACUCGGACAUGAGAGGACAGAGACACAGGCCAAGCAGUCGCAAUACAUCACAGCGAAACAUUGAGAAAAUCAUGGAGGACAGUGAAGAAGAGCAAUAUUCCAUAGAUCCAACAUUAAAUGAAACGACAGAUCUCAAUUUGUCUUGGAUAACCUCUGAUUCCGAGAGACCUAGCAUCAAGCAAUCAAAACGACAAGACAGCACAAAACAAACACCAAAGAAGGCCCAGGAAACUUCAAAAUCUGGGUCAAAGGUCACACCACAAGGAGGCAGAGGUCAGACAACACAAUUGGGCAAAGGUCAGGCACAAGCUAGGGGUAGAGAUGGACGGAGAUUUGGUGAAAUGACCGAUGAAAGUACAACAUCAACAAUGUCAACAAGGGACAUAACUCAGGAUUUAACACAGGAUACGACACAGGACAGCUACACUUCAGAUGAAACUACACCAAGGUCAGUAAUUGAAAGAGAAAGAAAACAGGCCAAAUUAAAACAACAAUCAAGACCUAACCAGGAAACAAAAACAAAAAGAGCACCAUCACCAGCAACAGAGGUUGCCCCUCCACAGAGGGUUACAACACCACUUAAAGCUUCAAGGUCUGAAGUACACCCGAAGAAGAUUUUGGACAGUACGCUAGAUUCAAGUCCAGAGCCACCAAGAAUAGAGCGUCAAGCAGCUUUAAAACCUAAAUACGUAGAUCGAAGUAUAGGAUCUGGUAGCGAGGAAACAAUACUGGCUUCUGAUGCUGAGACAGCUGCCACUGGUGCAACAAGGGGAUCUGCUAACAGUGCCAGAAUAAAGUUGCUAUCAGAUGAGAUCGGCAAAUUGAGGGAAGAGUUUGUGCGAGCAAAUAACGAGAGAGCCAAUCAACAGCAAGUCUUACCCCCACCCCCUGCCCUGCCCCAGCAACAACAGAACCAGUAUUAUGACCAAUAUUUUGACCCUACUGAGGAUCCUCUAGCGUUUAUGAGAGGACCUAGGCGGAGAGCAAAUUCAUUUUCAGGUCAUGGAGGGCGUGACUGGGACUAUGACUGGACGUUGCCAAAUGUGAAUCGUGACGGCGACAUUCCCCUCGGAUAUGCGGCUGCCGAUGCUUAUGCUUCACCUAGACAUAAACAAAAACAUGAGGAAUCUCCUGCAGAGGAGAGCAGAACAAGGGGAAGGAACAGACUUAGACGUAGGAUCCAUCAGCGGAAUUCAGGAACGCAGCACUAUCCAGAGCAGAAUGGUUACGAAUCUGAUCAGUCACCAACAAGGGCUCAAGCUGAGGAAGUUCAAACCUCGCCGAGCAAGGUUCAGGGGCAUUAUGGGUAUUAUACACCUCAACAGAACACAGCAAGCCCUGCACAGCAAAACAUCCAAGUUAGAUCACCUGGACAACUACAACCAGGAAGACGCGUUUUCGGUUCUCAGCCUAACUUAGCCUAUACAGGGUACCAGCCACCUCCACCCCCAAGGUCCACAGCCUCAGGAUCAACAAGAUCUGCAAGCCAAACAUCCUCUACUCGACCACUCCGACAAACACUUUAUUCAUACGCUGCCAACCCAACACAAAAUAGAGCUGGAUAUAACCAGUCCGAGAUUAAGCCACCACCAUAUGGCCACCACCGUCAAAGACAAUAUGCCAGUGACGAUAUAUGCUUAAAUGAUGGACAAACACAGUUUAUUCCAAAUGGUGCUACUGACAUACAAAAUGUACAAAAUGAAGGUGGAAUUUAUACAUCUUCCUGCCCUAUUUGUGGUAGCUCAAGUUACCAUUCACAUGGAGAUUUUGUGUACCCUCCAGAAGAUCACAGAGUGCCCUUAGGAUAUAUAGUGCAUGAUGGAAGACAGAUUGUUGACAGCGUUCAAGUUCCAAUCUACUCAUUGCCCCCUAAUGUGGCCACACCAACACCCAGACCCUUUUCAUCCCGCUCAUUCAGGAGCCCACUGCCAUUCAGAAUAUACAAAGCCCCGCCUCAGUUGAAACCACACCUACUUCCAAUUAACAUUCCUAAAAAAAUCAUAAUACCCCAAGUAACAUUCCAAAGUCCGCCCCCUGCAAGAAAUCAGCCAAUGGCAGCAAGUCAUGAUGCAGUGCACCAGCCAAUCAUUGAGAUGGACUCUCCUGCAGAGGAGGGUGCACAGCCAAGAACAAGGGCAAGGUCCAAGUCAUGGGGACGCUCGGGAAGAAUACGACACUACUCGCCUGAUGGAAGAAUAAGAAGUAGAUAUUUUGUUCGGGAAUUCGGCAAUGAUGAAAGUGACAGUGCCGAGUCAGAAGAGGAGGUAGCACCAAGAAGAAGAAGUCGAAGUGUUGGCAGACGCAGAUUACGGCAUGGACGUAAAUACCGGCGUGUACGUGGAGAGGAGGAAUACGAAAGUGAUAGAGGAUCAGGGUCGUUAAAUUUGAAAAAAUCUAAAUCUCAACCAAAUGUCCAAGAACCUGCUGAGGAAUUAAAGGGGGGCAACCAUUCCCCUGAAGAAAAGAUUUCUGCAGCAGGCGAAGAUGAUUUGAAUCGAUCUUUACGAUUGGUCAGUGAGAUUGAUGAAUUAACGCACAAAAUGAUGGAUACAGUAAGCGGAGAGCUGGCAGUGAUGCGACGAGGAAAAGAAUUUGGAUCAUCUGUAUGGUAGAGAGAUGGCAGGGUAGCCAUGCUGCCAAGAAGAAAAAGACUUCAAGUUGUCAGUAUGGUAGAGAGAUGGCAGGGUAGCCAUGCUGCCGAGAAGAAAAAGACUUCAAGUUGUCAGUAUGGUAGAGAGAAAAUGAAGAGCUUCAGUAAACAUUUUUAGAGCCAGUUUCAUGUGUACUUAAUUCAUGACAAUAAUCAGGGACUCCAACAAUAGGUAGAUAUUCCAUAUAGUUCGGUAUCAGUAGACAGAUUUUGAAUUUGGAUUUCAGAUCAAGUUUAAAUCACUAUCAGCCAUAAAAAUCAUGUAUUUUCUUGCUUUAAGCUACUUGCCCACAGUUGGAGCAAAAUUUUUCAGCAUGUUUAUUUCUACCAAGUUGGUAUAUAAUGUAUACAUGACACUGAAAAGUGUUACAGUGAGUGAAAAGAAGUGUUAGAUAUUGGUAAGAAUGUUGAUGUUACCCUUUUACUCCCAUCUGUUCAAUAUUUCAGGUAACUUAUUUGGAUAUAUUCAUGUGUCAAUAAGUUACUGGUUACUUUCACAUCCACAUUUUAUUUUUUCAAGUAAAACCUUUAGCCUAAAAAGUGUGAAGGAGUCGCUUUGAAGAUAAAAAUUCAUUUAUAAAGUUAGAACAAUAAAGUACAGUACAAUACAAAUUUUAUUUAAAGUCGGUGCAUAUAUAUAAACAGGAAAACAUUAGCUAUGUAUAGCUAUUUACCUAUAUAAAGUUGCUUGCAUAAUAUCUUUAUGGACAUUUCUCAGUUAAAGACCAAUAGAAAUUCACUACCCAAAAUACCAGAACUUUAAAACAUCACUAAGCAUUUUAAAUAUACUGGUAGCUGAGGUAGAGACAUUGAAUUUUUUUUUUUACUGUUCACGAAAAAUAUACAUGUGAAUAAUAUUAAAUACCAGUACUGAACAUGGUGUUAUUUUGGCAUAGUCCAAUAUUUGAUUGUACAAAAAAUGUGUGGUUGUAUUUUGGUUUGUGUAAUAUCCACCGUUUUACAUACUUUACAGUUUAUCUUUUCUGGUUUUUGAUAUGUUCAGUUUAGGCCUUUCAGUAGUAAACCAAUCAUUGACCAUACAAAAUAUUCCAGAAUAUGACAUAUAUAAACUUUGUGCAUUUAGAUUUUAGCACCAUACAUAUGAGAGAUACAGUGAAAAUCUGUUUAAGCCAUAUACUGUUAUUCAGAUAUUCAUUUAGAGAAUCGUUGCACUUCUAUCAGUGAUAAUGUGGAAAUCAAAAUGCUAUUUUGCCAUGUUUACAUGCCAUUUUAUAGAAUGCAUUUAGUUUAUUUUUGUCCUCUGUGAUUUUCAGAAUGAUAUUUAUUUUUGCAUUGUUUUUAAUGCAGCUUUAUUCAGCAAUUGUCAAAUUUACUUCUAUUUUCCGUCCAUGACUUGCGCUUUUUGUUUUUAAGAUUUUUAUUACAUUUAAAAAAAAAACUUUUGUUUCCUAAAAUUAAAUUUUAAGGUUGGUCCAUGUCUUGUAUGUUAUUAUUAUUCCGAGUAUUUCAGUGACUGGGAUAUUAAUUUUCUUAUGCCUUCAUUUUAAAAACCUGAAGAGUUGGUUGUUUCAAAAUAAUAGGUUUACAUUCAAGGCACUUUAGACUUUUCAGUUCUUAAAUCCACGGUGAUCUUGACUAUGGUAUUUGAAGUGUAUGCAUUGCCUUUUACUGUUUGAGGGAUAAAGUUUUGUUUAUUUAACAUUUUUGGUAAUUUCAUAAACAAGAGGGUCAUGAUGACCCUGGAUUGCUCACCUGAGCCUUUAGAGUGUUAACAGGCUUUUCCUUUGAUUUGACCGGGUGACCUAGUUUUUGACCCCAGAAUGACCUAGAUUCAAACAUGGCAUAGAGAUAUUCAAGAUAAACAUUCUGACCAAGUUUAAUGAAGAUAGGAUCAUAAAUGUGGCCUCUACAAUGUUAACAAGCUUUUCAUGUGAUUUGAGCAUGUGACCUAGUUUUUGAUCCCACUGUCCACAUGACCCAUAUUCAAACUUGACCUGGAGAUCAUCAAGAUAAACAUUCUGAUCAACUUUCAUGAAGAUAGGGUCAUAAAUGUGGCCUCUAGAAUGUUAACAAACAUUCCAUUGAUUUUAGUGGGUGAGCUAGUUUUUGACCCCCACAUGACCAAGUUGGAAUCAUCAAGAUAAACAUUCUGACUGAGUUUCAUGAAGAUAGGGUCAUAAGUGUGGCCUCUAGAGUGUUAAUAAGCUUUUCCUUUGAUUUGAGCGGGUGACCAAGUUUUUGAAUCCACAUCAGCAGAUUCAAACUUGGCCUUGGAAUCAUCAAGAUAAACAUUCUGACCAAGUUUCAUGAAGACAGGGUCAGAAAUGUGGCCUCUACAGUGUUAACAAGCUUUCCUUUGAUUUGAGCGUGUGACCUUUUUUUUUUGACCCCUCAUGGCCCAGUUUUGAACUUGGCUUAGAGAUCAUUAAGAUAAACAUUCUCACCAAGUUUCAUGAAGAUAGGGUCAUAAAUGUGGCCUCUAGAGUGUUAACAAACUUUUCCUUUGAUUUGAUCAGGUAACCUAGUUUUAGACCUUAAAUGAUCAAGAUGCGAACAUUCUGACCAAGUCUCAUGAAGAUAGGGUCAUAAAUGUGGCCCCUAGAGUGUUAACAAGCUUUUCCUUUGAUUCGAUCGAAUGACCUAGUUUCUAACCAGAUUCUAACUUGACAUAGAGGUCAUCAAGACAAACAUUCUGACCAAUUCUCAUGAGUUUCAAACUUAAAAUGUGGUCCCUAGAGUGUUAACAAGAUUUUCCUUUGAUCUGGCCUAGUGACCUAGUUUUUGAUCCAACAUGACCAAAUUUCGAACUUGGCCUGAAGAUCAUCAAGAUAAACAUUCUGACCAAGUAUCAUGAAGAUAAUGUCGUAAAUGUGGCCUCUAGAGUGUUAACAACCUUUAUCUAAGGGCGCUAAAUAAAUCUGGUAUUAUAAUAAUAAAAAUACCUUUGAUUUGACCAGAUGACCUAGUUUUUGACCGAACAUGACCCAGAUUCGAACUUGACCUAGUGGUCAUCAAGACGAACAUUCUGACCAAUCCUCACGAGUUUCAAACUUAAACUGAGGAGUCUAGUGUUAACAAGAUUUUCCUUUGAUCUGGCCUACUGACCUAGUUUUUGACCCUACAUGACCCAGUUUCAAGCUUGAACUAGAGAUCAUCAAGACAAACAUUCUGACCAAGGUUCAUAAAGAUUGGGUCACAACUGUGGCUUCUAGAAUGUUAACAAGGGAAAUGUUGACAGACGACGGACGAAGAUGGACAAUGACCGGUCACAAUAGGUCACCCUGAACACUUCGUGCCCUGGUGAGCUUAAAACAGUCCUUGUACUAGCCCUCUUACUUUAAAGGGAAUAAUUUACAACUGAUGCAUAGUUUAAACUAUGUGUAAUAACACUUCCCAAAUUUUUCCAAAUUUUAGUCACACAAAAAGAUAACAGUUAUCAGGGCCUUUUAUUUAUUUUCUUUUAAAUGCUGUGGCAGUUUUUCUAAUAAUAAACAAGUCUGCUAACAGAUCUACUACCCUGGUUAAAUUUGACCAUUUCAAACUUGUAAACACAUGAUGGGUUUACAGUAGUAUGGAUUUAAUGUACAUGUGUAGUCUGUUUGUUAACAAAAAAUAAAUAUUCCGUCCUGUUCAAUGUUUAUGAUUUGAAAGUUUGUCUCAUUUUUCAAGAAAUUUUGUAUUAGCUUGUGAUAUGGUUCAUUUUUAUUUAUUUAUAAUAUUUAUUAAACUUUAACCAUCCUUUUAACAUGAAUUAUCUUUUAAUUUAUUUGAUAUCUGUAUACCUUACUUUUAUUAUUUAUUAUUACAUCAUCUACACAGGAACAUUACAUCAUCUACACAGGAACUCCAGAUCACCAAUGUAGAUUUUUCUGACAUUGUUCCACCUUUUUGUUUUAGAAGAGUUAACAGUCUAAAACAAUAUAAUUCAGAGUUUCCAUAAUCAGAACUUUGAAAACUACUCACAAACUAGAGGUAGACUUAAAUAAAAAUAAUUUCUAGAUUCCCAAACCAGAGCUUGUGUAGUCAUCCAUUUUCAAAAGCAGUAGAAAUUUUAGAUUUUGAUCAAUAUUACUUGUAAAAUGUAUUUAAAGAAACAGCUUUCUAUACACUGGAAAGAAUUUUUCCGUUUAAUGCUUUAUUGAAGUUGGAACAUUUAUUUGAUUUCUCUUAAAACAUUUGUAUUACAACAGAAGAAAUUCAGAUUUAAAAAAUAAAUAAACGAAUUUUCAUAAGUAUUUGAUAUCGUAUGUAAGAAAUCAAGACCUAAACAUCUUGCAUUAUGUCAUACGAAGAUAUAAUUUGACAAACUUCAUGUAUAUAUCUUAAGCCUAAAACAUUGUUAUAGCUUUUAUAUAUAAACUGUACUUAUUGAGUACAGAUCCUUUAACAAGUGUGAUAUUUUAAUCUACAUGUACAGUUUUUGUAAUGAAAUAAAUAUUUAUGUACAAAG
Molecule: messenger RNA, 11725 nt
Organism: Mercenaria mercenaria
Lineage: Eukaryota; Metazoa; Mollusca; Bivalvia; Venerida; Veneridae
Exons: 28
Coding region: 512-7276 (2254 amino acids)
Source: RefSeq, a predicted model, not a curated record